Messenger RNA from Galleria mellonella (greater wax moth), 5230 nucleotides. RefSeq names its product LIM domain transcription factor LMO4. The record is from RefSeq and is a predicted model, not a curated record. NCBI's taxonomy places the organism in Eukaryota, Metazoa, Arthropoda, Insecta, Lepidoptera, Pyralidae. The transcript is spliced from 5 exons. The coding region runs from base 382 to 969 and encodes 195 amino acids.
AUCGAAACGCCGAAUGGGGAAGUGUCGCCGAUCCCCGCAUUAUUACUACUUUUUUCGAAGUUCUCUGUUCAGGUUUUGUUUUAAAGUUUCACAAGGAAGUUUUAUGUGCCCAGUCUUUUAUCCUGUCGAACUUAAAGGUUAAGAGACUGAAGUCGGCGGUGUAGUUCAUUCAGUUUAUACGUUGAUUGUGUUUUUUUGUUAUUGUUAAGUUUUUUGUUUGGUGCAUCGUGCCGGUCCGGAGACCGACGGUUCCAACGAGGCACCAAGCCUGGACGCGCGACGACAAAUCCCAAAGGGCAGAGCCUUUAGGGCGUGUAGUUGUGGUGGUCGGUGCGAGCGGUUCCCGCUCCAACCGUCAAGCUGGCAGCGAGCGCGUUGAGCAUGAACCCGCAUUACCACGGGUACGCGGAGCUGAGCUCGCCACACCCGCCCUCACCGGAGACUGCAUUCGCUGCAAACGGCCACGACUACCCACACAACAAUAACAACCCAGCACUUAAAGAAUGUGCUGGCUGUGGCGGCAAGAUCGUCGAGAGGUUCCUCCUUCACGCACUAGACAGAUACUGGCAUCACGGCUGUCUAAAAUGCACGUGUUGUGGACAAGCGCUCGCGGAUAUGGGCCGCUCUUUUUACUUCAAAGGCGGGAUGAUACUAUGCAAAAACGACUACACAAGAAUGUUCGGCACAGGCGGCGCGUGCGCAGCAUGCGGGCAAGCGAUCCCGGCGAGCGAGUUCGUAAUGCGAACGAAUGCACCCCAGCAACCACUACACGUCUUCCACAUAAAGUGUUUCGCCUGCUCCAAAUGUGGAUCGAACCUUAUGCCGGGCGAUAGGUAUUAUAUGAUCGCGGGGUCACUAGUAUGCGAACAGGACUGGCAGAAACUAAUGAAGAGUGCGAACGCGUCAACGGGUCCCGUGGCGCCGGUGCGCAAGGGCAAAGUGGGGCGCCCACGUCGUUCGCGGGAAUGAGCGCCACCAACCUCUGCGCCCGCACAACCACACUCCCAUAGAGACUACGAGGAGAUGAUGGCGUGUUCUUACCUCAGCGCGACGGGAAUGAAACCUGAGCCUUCGAGCGCUGCUUGCUGGACGCCUCCGACGAUGGCAGCCUGCUCAUCUUCGGAGCUCGACGGGGCUUCGACGUCCCAGCAUUACGUGCGAUCUCAAAUGGGUGCUCAGAGCCUUCAUCCGCCGAGUACGCCUGGGUUGCAAGAACCAGCACUCGAUUUAACAAUCGCCACAUCCCUCAAGCCUCAACUUCCGUCUCCAGCCAGUGACGCAGAGGCAGAGUGAAGUGUUGUGUCCUAGACUGUUGAAAUAAGCCGUAGCAGAAUUAUUACUACUCAUUCCCAAUGUUAAUCAGUGAGUAAUAAUUUUUCUGCAGUUAUUGAACUGUUAAAUUAUAUACUUUAGUACCUACUACAUAUUUAAUUUCGGUUGUGAAAAUGGCAAUUUAUGUAAAAACUUUACUCGCUACAUGGAAAUUUCCAUUUAACUGGUACUUAAGGGUUGGUCUGUAAAAUGUUGUUGCUGUAAAGAAAGUGAUAAUGAGAUGUACGUGUGAGAAAGUGACAAUGGCAUAUCUAAAGCAAAGGGGAUUCCUUUUGGAUCCAGAGCACGGAAAUGUAAUAUAGGUUGCUAGAAAACUUUCAUAAGAUAAUGUUUAUUACUUUAAAUAAUUUAUUUUAUUAAAAAGAUUCAUCGAACAACAUAAUUGAAUGUUACUCAAAUAUCAAUAACUUAUUGAAAAUUUAAAAUAUACUAAUAAUAAUAAAAUUUGUAACAUAAAUUUAAAAUUGUUGGCACUGUAUGCAUGUAGUGAUGGAUCCUCUUUAACACAAAACAGUCAUGAUUAAUUUUUAAAUUAAAUAUUACGAAUAUCUUCAGUAGAAUUACUUUUUUUUCUUGAAUGAGUGAUAAUGGGAUGGUAACUCCGCUUGCGCUAACGGUAUGGUGGAGCAGCAGUGAGAAAUUAUAUGUAAAACCGAAAAGACAGGUCAGUUAGACUAUCGUGAUAAAUAGGGGAGACCGGGGAUGAGUUUUAUAAUAAGAAAAACAAAACGUUGAUUAUUUCUCACGUAUAAGAAAAAAAAACUUCUUUAUCGAGCAAAAACUUAAAACGAAUUAACAUAAGUUACAUUAACUCAAAAAUUAAAAAAAAAAAUAAUUAAAAAUAAAAUUAAAAGGUCCUACAAGGAAAAGAAGCAGUUCAAUCACUAUCGUCUGAAUAGUCACUUGCGCAGUUCAAACAGUAGUGUGUAAUAUUUCCUUGAAUACAUUUGACAUGUGACCAAUUUUUACAAACAAAACACACUACCCUUUCUUCACUCGCUUUCUCGGUAUCAAAUGGGUCACAACAUAUCAGACGAAAAUAUUCCUCUUCUAUGCUUUCUUCAUCAGUUUCAUGUAGUACCUUCUUCCUUACUGUUAACUUUCUUGUUUACUUAGUUGCUUCUCUUAUCUUCUUGAUAUUUUGUUUAUCUAUAUUUCCUGAACUUGAUUUAAUCUUCUUCUGUUCCAUGUUAAAGUUUUUUUUCCAGCGUAUCAAUUAAGAUAGCGAAUUUGUGAGUUUUCCGUUGCGUUAUCUCAGUUUUUCUGGCAGCUGCUUUCGGAUAAGGCCAAAUAUUUGCAUGCCAAAGGAUAUAAAAAAUAUUUUCAAUAUCCUUAGAAUAUCCAGUAAUUGGAUUAGUAUCCUCUAUAGGUCUGUCAGUAAUAAAACAGUCCGUCAAUAACAAUAAAUUAUAAAUUAUAUCAAUUAGAAAGAAAAACCACGGGGUAGAGAAUGAUAUUUCACAACCUGUCCCGAACAAAUGUUACCUUUAGCCUCAACGCUAAAAUUGAUCUUUUGAAGUUAAGUAUUAAAAACACAAAUGAAUACAACUUUACAAACGUAGUUUUAUCGUAAAAAGUAACCAUUAAAGCGCAAUAAUAAUACCAGACUCUCUGAUUAUUUGGAAAACAGAUUGUAGACAAUUUUACUAAAAAUAGAAAUUUUUACCAACCUGCUGUUUUAUUACCGAUACAUAUGUACUCCAUUCACGAAAACUCUGGCGCUGCUAGCUCUCGCGCCGUGUGAGCGGUGUAAUGGUGGCGUUAUUUAUGUCUUUCUUACGUAACUGUAUCUUUCCUUGUUUCGCCGCUGUUGCCACUGUAACUACGUACCCCUGGCACAACCAGCCCCAGUCUCCCCUACAUCUAAAAUUCAGCACGAUGGUUUCCAAAGGAAACCACGAAGAAGUCGACCUGACAUGGCAUAUUGCUAGCAAUGGGACUGAUAGUUCGCAUUACUUAAAAUCCCUUCCCCCACAGUAAAUAUACUGUGACAACCUACAUACAAACAUUGCCUGAAUUUUAAUUUUUGUAGAAAUAAUUGUGAUGGAACAAUGAACUUUCUUGUUGGUUGGAGCGAGCACUGAACACAAACAUUUUUUAUACAUCGAAGAUGAUAAUUAAGUUUACAGUCCGCCUGAUGAUAACCGAUCAGUACAACUCAAUGUAAUAUCAAAGAGAUCAUUCAUACUUUGUCGACCCUUGUAGUAUGAAAUCUUAUAUCACCGUAAAGGAAUACAGCAUGCUAACAAACACCUUAGUGAUAAAAAUAAGUGAGAAGGAACUACACUUGCAGUCGACUCUAUGGAAAUAUUUUAUAUUUGACAUUAAGAAUUUGCAUUGAUACAUUUCGAAACUCGAGUGCAAGCCGAUCUCAAGCGGACUGUGUGUUUCAUUGUCAAAUAUAUUUCGAACCCUCAGAGCAAUAACUUUAAGCAAAUCUAUUUUAGUAAUGAUAUAGAUAUUAUUUUAUGUUCAUUUUUUUAUAAAAAAUAAUUAAUUAUUUUUUAAUUAACAAUGAUUGUGAGCUGUGCCCGCUUUUAUUGUAUCAUUAAGAAUUAAUGAGAAAAUAAAUAAUUUAUUUGAAGAGCUGGAACUAAUUAAAUAUCGCGUGAGUAUUACCCACUCAAUUUUUUAUUGUUACUUGCCUUUGCACAGAAAAAGCCUUUGGAUACUAUUAAUUAUAUCUCCAGACAAAUACCAUGUUAUGUCUUUGUAUCAUUAGGUACUCAUAAGUGCGGAUAUAAGUAAAUAAUGCUUCUUGCCAGUGAGUGUACCAUUUGAUAAAUAAUUACUUAAUUAAAACUUUGUUCAUAACAUCAACUGUGUUUCUUGCGCACUCAUCUCUGUGAUUUGCAAUCUUGCUAUGUAAAUAUUUUUUCUCGAAUAAAUUUGUUAUUUCGUGUAUAAACAACGAGCUGUUAUUAGUUUUAAUAGCCCGUUAUUAUUAUUCGUUUUAAAUGUACAUAUUAGUGUAAACAUUUAGAUCUAAGUAGACACAUCUUGUACCUAAAAUUUGGACGCAAAACUUCGUAGCAAUAAUUUUGAUGCCAACUUUCCAUAAAAAAAAAUAACUAUUGGUCUCUGUACAUAAUUAUCUAUGUUUUACCAUCAAAUAAAUUUGUUAAAUUCAAUUUAAAAUAUAUACAGUCAUACUAUGUAAGUAAUCUCAAACGCUAACAUUCCUUAUUGUAUAUAAAAUCUACUUAUACAUUAUAUGAAUCAUUAAAUAUUCAUACAUGUAUUCCGUUAUCGUAUCUACCUAUUGAAAUAUAAACGAUUUGUUUAUUGAAUGUCGAUGUGUUACAAUCAUGCUCUCACUCAAAAUAUAAAGUUUAUUUGUUUUAAUCAAUGUUAUAGAACUAUCGAACAUCUAAUUUCCAUUUGGAGUUAGCCCGAGUAUCUUAAUGGCUAUUGUAUUACUUUUAAAUAAUUAUUUUUACAUUCACGACUGUAAUAUUAAAAUGUAAGAUAGAAUAUAUAUUUAUUUUCCAACCCAACUUUCCAUAAACACAACUAACAACUUACUCAAAUUAUUUAUUUUAUCAUUUAAAAAACAAAGCAUGUCAAGCUGUUGUUUAUUAUAAAACACGAAUGCUUGAAGAACACAUCGACAUAAAAAUAAUGUUAGCGUUUAGUGAGUCUUGCCAUCUAACUAUAUGUUUAAUUUACGAAACUGCACGGACUUGCGGUCACAAUCGGUUCGUAAGCCAAGAUAAUACAAGCAACAAUUAAUUAGGUGGAAUUUGACGUUGCAACUAAUUGUGUUAAAUAAAACCUAAGUCCGUGCAGGUUGUUAUGUGAAACGUCAGUUGCUGUGUUACCAGUACACAAAGAAAGAACAUACUUAACUAGCGUAAGAAAGCCGGCGACAGGAGGAAAAUAAAAUUUUGUAAAUUAA